Molecule: messenger RNA, 1374 nt
Organism: Capronia coronata CBS 617.96
Lineage: Eukaryota; Fungi; Ascomycota; Eurotiomycetes; Chaetothyriales; Herpotrichiellaceae
Exons: 3
Coding region: 1-1374 (457 amino acids)
Biological process (GO): transmembrane transport
Molecular function (GO): transmembrane transporter activity
Source: RefSeq, a predicted model, not a curated record
AUGGGCUCCGUCGUCGGCCUCACCGCAGGCCUUUACCAGUCGUUGAACCUUCUCGGUGCCGGUGGUGGCAAGCCCAAUUCAGCCCAGACUAUUCAAGUGGUCAACGCGACACUCUGCGCAGUCUAUGCCGUCUCAGCUGCCUUUGGCGGUAGUGUUCUGAACACAAUUGGGCCUGCCAUUACUUCCAUCUUUGGUAUCAUCGGGUACGCCCUCUACGUGGCCGGCCUAUGGUACUUUGACCAGACCGCCCAUGAAUGGUUUCCCAUCUUCGGAGGUGUCGCCAUUGGAAUCUCGGCCGGUCUUAUCUUUGUGACCAUGGGAUCCGUUGCCAUGUCAUACUCCGAGGAAGAGGAACGAGGAUCAUUCAUUGCAACGUCCGCUAAUCUCCAGGCCACCGGCAGCGCCAUCGGCGACUUCAUUCCUCUCAUCAUCAACCGCCACUCUACCGAAGCAGCCGGGGUCCCAGUGGCCGUGUACAUUAUCAUUAUCGCCAUGAUGGGCUGCGGCUGCUUACUUGCCUUGACGCUGCGACCUCCUUCCAAAGUCUUCCGGGACGACGGUACCCAAGUGGCCGUGUUACCUGCCCGUGGCUAUGUUGAGGAGCUGAAGGCCAACCUGGAGAUCUUUAAGGACUGGAAGCUCCUUCUCAUGAUUCCAGCAUUUCUCCCCUCGGAAUGCUUCCUCGUAUACGGCGGUUCGGUCAAUGCCUACCAUAACGACCUACGGACGAGGUGUCUCCUGUCUUUCAGCGCCGUCAUGCUGCAAAUCCCAGCAGGGUACGGACUGCAGAAACUCUUGGAUCACAAGAUCUGGUCGCGACGGAAAAGGGCACUCAUCGGCCUCCUGACUAUUGGUAUCCCCCUGAUGGCUGCCUGGAUCUGGGAGAUAGUGCGCGUUCGCAACUACGACCGCUCCAAUCCUCCCAUCCAUCCAUUGGACUGGACCGAGGGCAGAUUCGCUCCCACUUUUAUCCUGUUCGCACUGAAUUGGGUUUCCAGCAUCUUGAUGCAGUCAAUUAUCCUUUACUUUUUGAGCUGUAUGACCAAUUCUCCUGCCAAAGCAGCCAAUUAUGCAGGCGUUUAUCGCGGCGUCAUGGCCAGUGGUGAAGCCAUCUUCUUUGGCCUCGAUUCCAUCGCCAUUCCAUUUGUCAAGGAGGCAGGCGUCCUCUUUACCUUCUACACUGUUGGUUUAAUGGUCUUUAUCUACCUUGGGGCCUUCCACAUCACCGAAACUCAAUACUUGGUUGGUGAAGAGGGUGUCGUUAUCCCCAUUCAUUUCGUGGAGGAACAUAAGCAUGAGUUUGACAUUGCGGAAGUUCAAGUUCCCCCGAUCGACAUCGAGCACAAUAGCAUUCCCCUUGAAGAGAGUCAUUGA